Molecule: messenger RNA, 493 nt
Organism: Leptinotarsa decemlineata (Colorado potato beetle)
Lineage: Eukaryota; Metazoa; Arthropoda; Insecta; Coleoptera; Chrysomelidae
Source: RefSeq, a predicted model, not a curated record
GCGACUUCAAUGCCAAGCACGGACUAUGGAGCAGAGCCACCAAUCGAAACGGCCGAGCGCUCCAUGCGCAUGCUGACAGACAUGAAUACCUCGUGUUGGGACCAGGUGAACCUACGUUCUAUCGCGGGCAGUAUAGGCCUGACGUACUUGACAUCGCGCUUCUCAGAAACGUCACUCUGACCAGCGAAAUUUACGUUCAGUCGGAACUGGACUCCGAUCAUAAUCCAGUAAUCCUGGUAUUGGGUGAUGAACUUCCUUCCCCUGAUUAUUGCAUGAGAUAUAAGACGGAUUGGGAUGUCUUCACAGCUCAGCUCGGAGAGAUGCGCGCCCCUCCUGAGGGUCUCCGCUCUCCCAACGAACUCGACGCGGCAGUUCACCGCUUCGAGAUCUCCGUGAAUGAUGCUUUUCGGACGGCCACCUCCAGCGAGGAGUGUCCGCAGAAGAGCUAUAAUGAGUUUCCCCCUCGUAUCAAAGCCUUGAUACGAGAGAGAAA